CCUCCGCAGCUCGACUUUCCACAUAUCAUGGCUCUGUGCCUGGAACGCCUGCAGGCGCCCUCGAUUGGACUGAAGAUAUACCUGCUAGCAAGCAGCCCACGCGUGACUUCGUGAUGGCUCUGGUAAGUUGCUGGACAUGCUUUCCUACACCUAGUCACUUGUCACAUAAGAGAGGCAUUCAAAGCCCAUAAUACAGAUCGGCCGGUACGAUCACCAACAUGGGAAGAGGCGGAGCCAUCUACCUCAGCUACAUGGCCUUGGUGCUACUCACGAUACCCCAGGAAAGCCAUGCUGGACUGUGGGAUGUCGAUAUCGAUCUAAGUCCAGCACCGCCUGCCGAAUCUGGGCCUCCGUUCUCUUUCCAUGCGACACGCGACAGAUCCCUUCUUCCCUAUCAGAUCAUCGGAAUAGUCGGAGCAUAUGUAGGCUCAGUGCUGCUCAUCGGAACAUUCUUGCUCACCUUUGGGCGGAGUCUACGAAAGCGUGCUCAAGCUAUGGCCGAGAAGCCUGUAGAAAUGGUCAAACCGGUGCACAAGAACUUCGACCCCUCCCCGAUGAGCCCGACUGGGAGCACAAAAGGAUGGCUGAGGAGGAAAGCAGGCAGUAUGCGUAGCGGCAAGAGCAAUGUAGCGUCUCCUGGGAUGCGCAGUGUAGCAAGCUUCGAUCAAAGCGUGGUGGACGCUGAUCGGCGGAGACAAGACGAGGAACUGGCACAACUCUAUGGUCAUGUAUUGGAAUACGACGAUGCACGCGAGCUGCAAGACAACAGACUGGACGCUGGAGCGCCGCCAGCCUACCCUCGUCGGGAGAGACCUACGUUGCCAGCACUCCAGCGUGUCCAGUCAUCGGAGCCUCCUCUCAGUCCACGUAGUCCUCGCUCACCCGGCUCACCAUACUAUGCUGUGCCACCUCCGAAAAAUCUUUUGGCGCAACUAUCGCCGACCUACAAACCGCCACAACAAGACCUGCAUUCUCCGGCUUUCAGCAGCAACCAGGCGGCUCCAUCUUCUCCGGUUAGAUUCAAGAAAAGCGUCAAGCAGCGACUAGGCAAGCUGGAUAUAAGUGGACCAAUGCAAGGACUGCGCGACAAUGAAGACGGAGCGCGUACCCCUCUUUCGCCCAGGCUCUACCAGAAUCCAGGACCUCCUCCUGAGCCUCCGUCUGCGAGAACGGUGGAUACUUAUCCAUACACUCCCACUACUCCUGGCACCGCUCUCAGCAAUCCUUUUCCAGAGGAGGACGAGCUCUUCGACGACGUGCGUGAUCUACCUCCUGCUCAUCCUCAGCGUAUGAGUAGUUUCUCGAGGGAGCAACAGCCUCGAAGCCCAACGAGCCCUGGCCUGCCAUCUAGCCCAGCUCAAUUCCGUGUUGGUUCGCCCCCUCGACGCGGGCAGACUCCCGUGGGUAAUGUGGGGAACGCCGAUCGCCCGUUGGCAUUCCGACAGCUCGCAGAACAACACAAGCAAGCGGCCGUGUCUAACAGUGAGCUCAAUCUAUCCGCGCCCCCAGGCUGGAGCAGUGUCGGUAGUCCACGCCUUCAAACCACAGAAGUGUAUACCAGAGAACGCCAUUUCCUGGUGAUUGGCAGUGCUGCAUUGCACAGUCCUAGAGUUUAUACUCCAUACAUGCCUAUUGCGCCUCCCACGCCUGUCACUCCACAUCUGACAACGAGGUUAGAGCGGAGGCAGCGUGAAAAGGAGGACAGGACAAUACGAGGUGCCAUUACUGAGGAGGAGCAAGUGCAAGACGAGAAAGACAUGUGGGGUGACGCUUAUUGAGCAUCUCUCGUUCGUCGUGUAGAUAUCAUUCAAUUAAUGCUCCCAUUUGGCGACAGAUCAUGCCAUGUUAAUCAAUUGUGCAUGAACUGCUGACCAAAUGUGCGCGCAGAUCGGCUUGAAACGGGA
Molecule: messenger RNA, 1904 nt
Organism: Cercospora beticola
Lineage: Eukaryota; Fungi; Ascomycota; Dothideomycetes; Mycosphaerellales; Mycosphaerellaceae
Source: RefSeq, a predicted model, not a curated record